AUGGCUAUCAUCUUCCCUUUAGUUUCCAUUCAAGCUGUGAUUUCCUUUAUGGUUUUUGUAUCAUUUUUUAUCCUUUUGAAGAGAAGAGUAGUAGUGAAUCCAAGGUUAUCUACUAAGGCAUGUCUACCACCCGGUCCUAAGCCAUGGCCAAUUAUCGGUAACCUUUACUUAUUGAUAAACAAUAAGCCAUUUUCACAAUGGAUACACGAUGCCAUGUCGAAGAUGAGUGUCGAGAUCUUUUGCAUCCGCUUAGGGAACGUUCAUGUGAUUGCUGUCACUUCCCCUGAGAUAUCAUGUGAGUUUCUAAAGAAACAUGACUUGUCUUUCGCGUCACGUCCUAACUUCCUAUCUGCGGAGCUGGUUAGCAAAUUUUCUACGGCUGCUUUGACACCUAUGGGUGACCAAUGGAAGAAGAUGAGGCGUGUCCUCGUCUCUAACAUCCUAUCUCCGACAAGCCACAAGUGGAUGCAUGAGAAGAGAGUUAAGGAGGUUGACCACCUCGUUCGCUAUGUUUGGAACCUUAUAAAGGGAAACAAUGGUGUGGUGAAUGUUAGAGUUGUCACACAACAUUUCUGCACGAAUGUCAUAAGACAAAUGAUUUUUAGCAAGAGGUUUUUUGGGGAAGGGACUCUAAAUGAAGGGCCGGGAGUUGAGGAAGAGGAACAUGUGGAUGGGCUUUUUAAGAUACUCAAAUAUUUGUACUCCUUUAGCAUUUCCGACUACGUUCCAUUUCUUCGGCGUCGUUUGGAUCUAGAUGGCCAUGAGAAGGCAAUAAUGAGAGCCCUAAAGAGCAUAAAUAAAUAUCAAGAUCCAGAGAUAGACUCAAGAAUUAAACAAUGGAAGGAUGGAACGAGGCAAAAAAAAGACGAUUUUCUUGACGUUCUCAUCACUCUUCAAGAUAAUAACGAAAAUGCUUUAUUAACAAGAAAAGAGAUUAAAGCCCAAAUUAUGGAAAUAAUGAUAGCAACAAUCGAUAAUCCAUCAAACGCCGUCGAAUGGAUUAUUGGAGAAAUGAUAAACAAUACCGAGAUAUUGGUAAAAGCCAUUCAAGAAUUAGACCAAGUUGUUGGAAAGGAUCGACUUGUUCAAGAAUCUGACAUACCAAAACUCAAUUAUAUUAAAGCUUGUAUAAGAGAGUCUUUUCGAAUCCAUCCUAUGGCGCCUUUCAAUGUCCCUCACGUGUCCAUGUGUGACACUAUGGUUUCAGGUUACUUCAUACCAGAAGGAAGCCAUGUUCUUUUGAGCCGUAUAGGUCUUGGAAGGAACCCUAGGAUUUGGGAUGAACCACUUUUGUUCAAGCCCGAGCGUCACCUCAAAGACGACAAGUCACAAGUGAUAUUGACUGAUCCAGAUCUUCGUCUAUUGUCAUUUAGUAUAGGCCGACGUGGUUGUCCUGGAGUCAACUUAGGAUCCACAAUGUCGAUUAUGCUUUUAGCUCGACUUCUUCAAGCUUUCACAUGGUGUCCAUUGCCAAAUACUUCUUGUGUUAAUCUCAUGGAAUCUAAAGAUGAUAUGUCUAUCUCCAAGCCUCUUCACGCCUUUGCAAUAGGGAAAAACGACGCUGUGUUUGCUUCGCGUCCAAUUAUCCUAUCAGCCGAGGUGGUGGCCAAGGUGGUGAGUGGUGGAUUUUCCGCGGUUACAUGGACGCCUUUGAAUGAUUAA
Molecule: messenger RNA, 1662 nt
Organism: Impatiens glandulifera
Lineage: Eukaryota; Viridiplantae; Streptophyta; Magnoliopsida; Ericales; Balsaminaceae
Product: isoleucine N-monooxygenase 1-like
Exons: 3
Coding region: 1-1662 (553 amino acids)
Molecular function (GO): heme binding; monooxygenase activity; oxidoreductase activity, acting on paired donors, with incorporation or reduction of molecular oxygen
Source: RefSeq, a predicted model, not a curated record